This is a messenger RNA of Gaeumannomyces tritici R3-111a-1, 2219 nucleotides long. RefSeq names its product dihydrolipoyllysine-residue succinyltransferase. Gene Ontology annotation, cellular component: oxoglutarate dehydrogenase complex. Gene Ontology annotation, biological process: tricarboxylic acid cycle. Gene Ontology annotation, molecular function: dihydrolipoyllysine-residue succinyltransferase activity. The transcript has 3 exons. Lineage: Eukaryota; Fungi; Ascomycota; Sordariomycetes; Magnaporthales; Magnaporthaceae. The coding region runs from base 164 to 1414 and encodes 416 amino acids. The record is from RefSeq and is a predicted model, not a curated record.
GUUUGACGGAACCUGAGACUUGGAACUGUCCUGUUUUUUUUCCCUCGUUUCUUCGAACAUUACAUUUUGACAGCGCAACUCGCCAUAAACUCCAACCCACCUCCCCGACCCGCCCAGCUCCAGAAGCUGCCCCCCCUCCCUCCUAAUCUCGCCCUUCCACACGAUGCUGUCCCGGAGACUCGCCACGGCGGCGCGCCUGCUGCCACUCAGCCCGGCCCGCCAGCCGCUGCGCCGGGUGCCGCUCCCGGCGCUGUACCAGCAGCUGCGCGCCUACGCCGACCAGGUGGUCAAGGUGCCGCAGAUGGCCGAGUCCAUCUCGGAGGGCACGCUCAAACAGUUCCUGAAGCAGGUGGGCGACUACGUCGAGCUAGACGAGGAGAUCGCCACCAUCGAGACGGACAAGAUCGACGUGACCGUUCCCGCGCCCGCCGCGGGAACCAUCAAGGAGUUCCUGGCCGCCGAGGACGACACGGUCGUGGUCGGCCAGGACCUGCUCAGGUUAGACACGGACGGCGCCCCGCCCGAGGGCGGCGCCGGGAAGAAGGCCGAGGCGCCCAAGGAGACGGAGGAGAAGAAGCCAGAGACCGAGUCAAAACCGGAGCCGCCCAAGGAGGAGGCGGCGGCUCCCAAGAAGCAGGAGUCCGCACCUGCGCCGCCGCCCAAGAAGGAGGCCGCCAAGGAGUCGUCUGGCGCCCCGACGCUCGGGAGCCGUGAGGAGCGCAAGGUCAAGAUGAACCGCAUGCGCCUCCGCAUCGCCGAGCGCCUCAAGCAGUCGCAGAACACGGCGGCGUCGCUGACGACGUUCAACGAGGUGGACAUGUCGGCCAUCAUGGAGUUCCGCAAGCUCUACAAGGACGAGGUGCUCAAGAAGACGGGCGUCAAGCUCGGCUUCAUGAGCGCCUUCUCGCGCGCCGCCGUGCUGGCCAUGCGCGACCUGCCCGCCGUCAACGCCUCCAUCGAGGGCCCCAACGGCGGCGACACCAUCGUCUACCGCGACUACGUCGACAUUAGCGUCGCCGUCGCCACUGAGAAGGGCCUGGUGACGCCCGUGGUCCGCAACGUCGAGGCCAUGGACCUGGUCGGCAUUGAGAAGUCGAUUGCCGAUCUCGGAAAGAAGGCCCGUGACAGCAAGCUCACCAUCGAGGACAUGGCCGGCGGCACCUUCACCAUCAGCAACGGCGGCGUCUUCGGCUCGCUCAUGGGCACCCCCAUCAUCAACCUCCCCCAGAGCGCCGUGCUCGGCUUGCACGCCAUCAAGGAGCGCCCCGUCGCCGUCAACGGCAAGGUCGAGAUCCGCCCCAUGAUGUACCUGGCCCUCACUUACGACCACCGCCUCCUUGACGGCAGGGAGGCCGUCCAGUUCCUCGUCAAGAUCAAGGAGUACAUUGAAGAUCCCCGCAGGAUGCUUCUGUAAAUUCCAUGACUCGACCCCCCCUUUACCUCAGCCAGCCCGACGAAACAAAAAACCACAUACAUAGUGUACACUACUCGUAGAGCAUGCAUUGCGCCAUUAUCAUGCGGGCGAACUGGCCACUGGAUGGGCCGCAUUUUGCUGUUUUCAUAUGUAUUUUCUUGCUGCUUUUUGAAUUGACGUACGUCGGCGUUUUCCGCGCCGUAAAACAGUGGGUUUGGGAUUCUGUCUAGUCCUAUUUUCCUUGACUUCCCGUCUACAGAGGCCGAUUGCGGAGCUCGCGGGUAGGUAUGUUGGAUGAGCCUGCCAUGACGAGUUAAGAUGGGAAAGGAAUCGGUUUAUACAGAUGAGCUCGGUGCGUCCCCCGUUGCGCGUUCCUUCGUGUCCCCCGCCGCUAGCCACCGGACUGGGUGGUUCUGCUGAUGCAACCGGGGAGACUCAGGUCGCGUGUGGCUACUCCCAGAGUCGAUCGGCUGGUGAGUGUCAGCUCUGGAUCACUCAUAAACCCCCAGCUUUGUGGGGUGAGAUAGAUCUAACGGCCAUGACCGGCUCAUCAUGGGUCUCUGAAGUCGAUCAAGAGCUACACUUGAUAGCCAUCGCCUUCCGCAUUCUCUUCGUUGUCUUAAUCGUCUUCGUUGCCUUCCUCAUUCUCUUUAUCAUCUUGGUCGUUGUUGUUGCCAUCGUCAUUCGUCAUCAUCGUCGUUAUCAUCAUUGUCGUUAUUGCCGUUUUCGUUUUCGUUAUCGUCGCCGUCGUCGUCAUCCCCUCCCUCUUCCUCCUCCUCCUCCUCUUCCUCCUCCUCCUCCUCUU